AUGACAAAGUUUCGGCCAUGCAUCGACCUGCAUGCGGGCCAGGUCAAACAGAUCGUUGGGGGUACAUUGAGCACAAGUGAAUCAGAAUUAAAGACCAACUACAUAUCCAAGCAUCCGGCCGAAUACUUUGCAACACUGUACCGUGAUGCCAACCUUUUGGGUGCCCAUGUUAUCAUGCUAGGUCCUGGAAAUGAUGCUGCAGCCAAAGAGGCAUUGGCAGCUUGGCCGGGCCAUCUACAGGUAGGAGGUGGCAUCACCGAUGUCAAUGCAAAGGAAUGGAUUGCUGCUGGAGCUGAAAGGGUCAUCAUUACUUCGUUCCUAUUCCCUAAUGGCCGCUUCUCCCUGGAACGACUGCAAUCGGUGUUGUCGUCGCUGGACAACGACAGAUCCAAGCUUGUGGUCGACCUGAGCUGUAGGCGGAAAGACGAUACGUGGUUUGUUGCCAUGAACAAAUGGCAGACUAUAACGGAAAUGGAGGUCACGAAAGAGAGCAUCCAGCUCCUCGAGCCAUAUUGUUCUGAAUUUCUGAUCCAUGCUGCCGAUAACGAAGGCCUCCAACAAGGCAUUGAUACCAGGCUCGUGAAGGAAUUGUCCCAAUGGUGCAGCAUUCCGAUCACCUAUGCGGGCGGAGCACGAAAUGUGGAAGACCUCGACUUGGUCAAGUCAUGUAGUGGUGGAAGUGUUGACUUGACGAUUGGCAGUGCUUUGGAUGUCUUUGGUGGUUCCGGUGCAAAGUUUGAAGACUGCGUGAAAUGGAACCAGCAACACGGGAGCUGA
Molecule: messenger RNA, 777 nt
Organism: Exophiala aquamarina CBS 119918
Lineage: Eukaryota; Fungi; Ascomycota; Eurotiomycetes; Chaetothyriales; Herpotrichiellaceae
Product: 1-(5-phosphoribosyl)-5-[(5-phosphoribosylamino)methylideneamino] imidazole-4-carboxamide isomerase
Exons: 3
Coding region: 1-777 (258 amino acids)
Biological process (GO): L-histidine biosynthetic process; L-tryptophan biosynthetic process
Cellular component (GO): cytoplasm
Molecular function (GO): 1-(5-phosphoribosyl)-5-[(5-phosphoribosylamino)methylideneamino]imidazole-4-carboxamide isomerase activity
Source: RefSeq, a predicted model, not a curated record